This is a messenger RNA of Mycetomoellerius zeteki, 387 nucleotides long. RefSeq lists its product as uncharacterized. Lineage: Eukaryota; Metazoa; Arthropoda; Insecta; Hymenoptera; Formicidae. Bases 31 to 387 code for a protein of 118 amino acids. The record is from RefSeq and is a predicted model, not a curated record. The transcript has 2 exons.
GCUCUUUCUCUAAGCUAUAUAGAAAAAGAAAUGCACAGAGGCUUGGGCUUGAUAUUGUUGGUUAGAUGCCACAAAUGUUUACUAACAAAUUCAGUCACCACGGGUAAACAGCACAACUGGGCAAAUCGACGCUUGUCUCAUUUUGACGUAAAUACUAAAGCAGUAAUCGGUGUUCUUCAUGGUGGAUUAGGACAUACACAUCUCAACAAAAUACUGUCUUGUUUAAAUAUUCCAACUAUCUCUCUCGAUUUCAAGACAUUCAAGAGAUAUGAACAAAAAGUUGGACAGGCAACAGAGAGUAUUGCGAACAGUGUUGCCAACGUAAAAUAUGUUUCACCGUCAGAUUUGUUUAAAAAAAUCACUAGAAAAUCGUCAGAUUUUAAAUGA